Pyrus x bretschneideri (Chinese white pear) is the source of this 1693-nucleotide messenger RNA. Its product is annotated as calcium uptake protein, mitochondrial-like. Gene Ontology annotation, molecular function: calcium ion binding. Gene Ontology annotation, biological process: mitochondrial calcium ion homeostasis; calcium import into the mitochondrion. The transcript has 7 exons. The coding region runs from base 20 to 1507 and encodes 495 amino acids. The record is from RefSeq and is a predicted model, not a curated record. Lineage: Eukaryota; Viridiplantae; Streptophyta; Magnoliopsida; Rosales; Rosaceae. Gene Ontology annotation, cellular component: uniplex complex.
AAGACCGUAGACUCAUAGUAUGUUUUCACGGGCAUCUUCGAGGGGAUCCUCAGGGUCCAUCCACCGGCUUCUUUCUGAUGUUAAAAGCCUCAGCUCUCGUCCUCCAUUCAACAAAUCGCAACCCUCCUCCUCCGUCGCUUCGUCACCAUCUUCUUCUUCUUCCUCUUCACUCAGCUCAUCGGUUGGCAGAUUUGGCUAUGGUGGUAGCCAUAACGGUAGAUCAGGCUCCGAUAAAACUUUGGAUUUGUUGCUGAGAUCCGUUUCUUCGGGGGUUCUGAUUCUCGGGACCAGUCUAGGGUUUUCGUAUUGGUCUUCUUCUUCUCUGGAUCCAAAUUCCUACGUUUCUUACGCUGAUAAUUGUCCCAAGGAGGCGGCAUUUGCAAUCGGCGAAGAUACAAACAAAACUCAGUUUUCCCUCUUUGAUGUUUCAUAUAGGAGAAGAAAAUUCUUUACGUAUGAAAAGCGGCUCCGAGAUCAAAGUCCUCCGGAGAAGCUAUUCGACUACUUUGCAUCGGUUAAAAGCCCCAACGGAGAGGCGUUUAUGACGCCGGCAGAUUUGAUGAGAGCGAUGGUUCCUGUAUUUCCUCCCUCAGAAUCAACCCACGUUAGAGUGGGGUCUCUGAGAGGGGAGAAGGUUCCCGGCGAGCAGCAGUGCGCUCCUUCCAAAUUCUUUAUGCUUUUCGACACUGAUGGCGAUGGCCUGAUUUCCUUUCCGGAGUUCAUCUUCUUCGUCAACCUCCUCAGCAUCCCUGAAUCGAGCUUUACAAUUGCGUUUAAAAUGUUUGAUCUCGACAACAGCGGAGACAUUGAUAAGCUGGAGUUUAUUAAAGUCAUGUCCUUGAUGCGAUCUCAAAGCAAACAAAACACGGAUAGCCACAGGCUCAAGGUUUCUGUCGAAGAUGGAGGCCUACUCGAGUACUUCUUCGGCAAAGACGGCAAAAAAAAUCUAAAACUUGAAAGAUUUGUUCAGUUUUUCCGGGAUUUACACGAAGAAAUUUUGCGAUUGGAGUUUGCUCACUACGACUUCGGAGCUAAAGGAACCAUAUUGGCUAAAGACUUCGCGUUCUCCUUGGUUGCAUCUGCUGAUAGCAGUGACAUAAACAAGUUGCUUGAUCGGGUGGACGAAAUUGAUAACGACACACGUCUUAAGAACGUAAGAAUCACAUACAAGGAAUUCAAAGAUUUUGCGGAGCUCCGUAAGAACUUGCAGUCCUUCUCUCUGGCCCUUUUCAGUUACGGAGAAGUUAACGGGGUGUUGACGAAAAGUGAUCUCCAGAGAGCUGCUUCCCAAGUAUGUGGCAUCUCUGUUUCUACCAAUGUGCUUGACAUAAUAUUCCAUGUAUUCGAUGCAAAUGGUGAUGGAGAUUUAAGCGCAAAUGAGUUCGUAAGAGUUUUACAAAGACGGGGAGGCGAAACCCAAGAGACAGGCAUAAGGGGACUCCUAUCUUGCUGGUUUAACUGUGCCAGUAAAGCUUUUGGUCAGAACAACUGCAGCUCUGGUUUCUAAGAUCAUACAUGGAUUACCUUCAACUCACGCAACUAAAUGUUGUUUACGGCUCUAAUCUAGGGUUGGAGCCGAAAAAAUGUAAUUAGCAAAUCUGGCUGGGUUUGUGAUUGAAGGAUUAUACAUCACAGCAGGCUGAUCUUACCAAUUUUUGUAACCCUACAUAACCAGUACCGCUUCAAACUAAUA